This is a messenger RNA of Strongylocentrotus purpuratus (purple sea urchin), 10490 nucleotides long. Its product is annotated as receptor-type tyrosine-protein phosphatase beta. Bases 37 to 8451 code for a protein of 2804 amino acids. The transcript has 40 exons. The record is from RefSeq and is a predicted model, not a curated record. Lineage: Eukaryota; Metazoa; Echinodermata; Echinoidea; Camarodonta; Strongylocentrotidae. Gene Ontology annotation, molecular function: protein tyrosine phosphatase activity; protein binding. Gene Ontology annotation, biological process: protein dephosphorylation.
CUGACAUUUUCACCCGGCACCACCAAUCUAGAGCCCAUGAGACUGUCUUUGGGCAGCAUCUCCUCGUGUGCUGGUCAAGUGAUCUAUAUCCCUUAUGUCUCAAGUUUCGAAUUCGUUGAAGUGACCUACAGUCCGGACCAUGGCUUCACCAGCUCUCCAACUCACAUCUACCCAACCACCACGAACCACACGAGGCCGGUUGAAUUUACCUUCAUCGGCAUUCUGCCGGACACGUUUUACAACGUCACAGUGGUCACGGUCCUUAAUUCGUCGCUCCAUUCAAGGAGUAACCCCUCGCACAUCUCUUUUAAAACAGAAUCUCCUGCAAAUGGCAAUGUUGCAGUUACUGCACUAUCUGCAGAUUCUUUUCAGUUCGGAUGGUACCACAGCACGCAGGAUUACAAUUACAUACGAUUCAACCUGGAUGACGAGAACAAGACUGCGUGCGAGAAUGAAACCCUCUUUGCUCUUGGCAACGGCAGCGAGAUUUCUAACAUCACAGACCUCCAAUCUGGUCAGAAAUACAACGUCUUCAUUGAUCAGGAUGGUGUGUGCGAAACCCUUCAGCAGUACACACGUCCGUUACCACCAGUCAACAUAAAGACUACCAACAGACAACUGACCUCCCUCGUAAUCGACUGGUACGACCCAGGCCACGAAACCAUGUUUGACUGGUACUACGUCGCCUUUGAGAGAGCGAAUGAACUUGGUAACUUUACGGAGGUGGGGUACCUCUAUUCGAACAUGACCUCGGUCUUCCUUGAAGGACUGAUGCCGAGCACAGAGUACCUAAUCGAUGUGUCUACGGUCGUGGGCGAGGGAAAUGCUCAGACUUUCAGCGACGGGGAAUUGUUUUCUGCAUACACAGUACCCUUUAGCCCUGCCAAUCUGUCUUUGGGUAGCAUCUCCUCUUGCGCUGGUCAAGUGACCUGGGAUAUCCCUGAAGGAAAUUACGAUUUCUUUGAAGUGACCUACAGUCCGGACCAUGGCUUCACCGACUCUCCAGCCCACAUCUACCGGAGCGACAUCACCAAGAACCAAACCAGGGUUGAAUUUUCCUUCAUCGGCAUUUAUCCGGACACCCGUUACCACGUCACAGUGAUCACGGUCUUUGGGGCCCUUGAUGUGAGGAGUGAGCCGAGGAACAUCGAUUUCAGAACAGAAUCUCCUGCAAAUGGCAAUGUUGCAGUUACUGCACUAUCUGCAGAUUCUUUUCAGUUCGGAUGGUACCACAGCACGCAGGAUUACAAUUACAUACGAUUCAACCUGGAUGACGAGAACAAGACUGCGUGCGAGAAUGAAACCCUCUUUGCUCUUGGCAACGGCAGCGAGAUUUCUAACAUCACAGACCUCCAAUCUGGUCAGAAAUACAACGUCUUCAUUGAUCAGGAUGGUGUGUGCGAAACCCUUCAGCAGUACACACGUCCGUUACCACCAGUCAACAUAAAGACUACCAACAGACAACUGACCUCCCUCGUAAUCGACUGGUACGACCCAGGCAACGAAACCAUGUUUGACUGGUACUACGUCGCCUUUGAGAGAGCGAAUGAACUUGGUAACUUUACGGAGGUGGGGUACCUCUAUUCGAACAUGACCUCGGUCUUCCUUGAAGGACUGAUGCCGAGCACAGAGUACCUAAUCGAUGUGUCUACGGUCGUGGGCGAGGGAAAUGCCCAGACUUUCAGCGACGGGGAACUGUUUUCUGCAUACACAGUACCCUUUAGCCCUGCCAAUCUUUCUUUGGGUAGCAUCUCCUCUUGCGCUGGUCAAGUGACCUGGGAUAUCCCUGAAGGAAAUUACGAUUUCUUUGAAGUGACCUACAGUCCGGACCAUGGCUUCACCGACUCUCCAGCCCACAUCUACCGGAGCGACAUCACCAAGAACCAAACCAGGGUUGAAUUUUCCUUCAUCGGCAUUUAUCCGGACACCCGUUACCACGUCACAGUGAUCACGGUCUUUGGGGCCCUCGAUGUGAGGAGUGAGCCGAGGAACAUCGAUUUCAGAACAGAAUCUCCUGCAAAUGGCAAUGUUGCAGUUACUGCACUAUCUGCGGAUUCUUUUCAGUUCGGAUGGUACCACAGCACGCAGGAUUACAAUUACAUACGAUUCAACCUGGAUGACGAGAGCAAGACUGCGUGCGAGAAUGAAACCCUCUUUGCUCUUGGCAACGGCAGCGAGAUUUCUAACAUCACAGACCUCCAAUCUGGUCAGAAAUACAACGUCUUCAUUGAUCAGGAUGGUGUGUGCGAAACCCUUCAGCAGUACACACGUCCGUUACCACCAGUCAACAUAAAGACUACCAACAGACAACUGACCUCCCUCGUAAUCGACUGGUACGACCCAGGCAACGAAACCAUGUUUGACUGGUACUACGUCGCCUUUGAGAGAGCGAAUGAGCUUGGUAACUUUACGGAGGUGGGGUACCUCUAUCCAAACAUGACAUCGGUCUUCCUUGAAGGACUGAUGCCGAGCACAGAGUAUCUAAUAGAUGUGUCUACGGUCGUGGGCGAGGGAAAUGCCCAGACUUUCAGCGACGGGGAACUGUUUUCUGCAUACACAGUACCCUUUAGCCCUGCCAAUCUGUCUUUGGGUAGUAUCUCCUCUUGCGCUGGUCAAGUGACCUGGGAUAUCCCUGAAGGAAAUUACGAUUUCUUUGAAGUGACCUACAGUCCGGACCAUGGCUUCACCGACUCUCCAGCCCACAUCUACCGGAGCGACAUCACCAAGAACCAAACCAGGGUUGAAUUUUCCUUCAUCGGCAUUUAUCCGGACACCCGUUACCACGUCACAGUGAUCACGGUCUUUGGGGCCCUCGAUGUGAGGAGUGAGCCGAGGAACAUCGAUUUCAGAACAGAAUCUCCUGCAAAUGGCAAUGUUGCAGUUACUGCACUAUCUGCAGAUUCUUUUCAGUUCGGAUGGUACCACAGCACGCAGGAUUACAAUUACAUACGAUUCAACGUGGAUGACGAGAGCAAGACUGCGUGCGAGAAUGAAACCCUUUUUGCUCUUGGCAACGGCAGCGAGAUUUCUAAUAUCACAGACCUCCAAUCUGGUCAGAAAUACAACGUAUUCAUUGAUCAGGAUGGUCUGUGCGAAACCCUUCAGCAGUACACACGUCCGUUACCACCAGUCAACAUACAGACUACCAACAGACAACUGACCUCCCUCUUAAUCGACUGGUCUGACCCAGGCAACGAAACCAUGUUUGACUGGUACUACGUCACCUUUGAGAGAGCGAAUGAGCUUGGUAACUUUACGGAGGUGGGGUACCUCUAUCCAAACAUGACAUCGGUUUUACUUGAAGGACUGAUGCCGAGCACAGAGUAUCUAAUCGAUGUGUCUACGGUCGUGGGCGAGGGAAAUGCCCAGACUUUCAGCGACGGGGAACUGUUUUCUGCAUACACAGUACCCUUUAGCCCUGCCAAUCUGUCUUUGGGUAGAAUCUCCUCUUGUGCUGGUCAAGUGGCCUGGAAUAUCCCUGAAGGCGAUUACGACUUCUUUGAAGUGACCUACAGUCCGGACCAUGGCUUCACCGACUCUCCAGCCCACAUCUACCGGAGUGACAUCAUCAAGAACCAAACCAGGGUUGAAUUUCCCUUCAUCGGUAUUCUGCCGGACACCGAUUACAAUGUCACAGUGGUCACGGUCUUUGGGGCCCUCGAUGUGAGGAGUGAGCCAAGGAAGAUCGAUUUCAGAACAGAAUCUCCUGCAAAUGGCAAUGUAGCAGUUACUGCACUGUCUGCAGAUUCUUUUCAGGUCGGAUGGGACAAGAGCACGCAGGAUUACGUUUACAUAGAAUUUAGCCUGGGUUGCGGUUGCGGGAACGAAACCCUCUAUGGUCUUUUCAACGACAGCGAGUAUGUUAACUUCACAGACCUCCAAUCUGGUCAGAAAUACAACGUCUUCAUUGAUCAGGAUGGUGUGUGUGAAACCAUUCAGCAGUACACACGUCCGUUACCACCAGUCAACAUAAAGACUGCCGACAGACAACUGACCUCCCUCGUAAUCGACUGGUCCGACCCAGGCAACGAAACCAUAUUUGACUGGUACUACGUCGCCUUUGAGAGAGCGAAUGAGCUUGGUAACUUUAUGGAGGUGGGGUACCUCUAUCCAAACAUGACAUCGGUCUUCCUUCAAGGACUGAUGCCGAGCACAGAGUAUCUAAUCAAUGUGUCUACGGUCGUGGGCGAGGGAAAUGCCCAGACUUUCAGCGACGGGGAAUUGUUUUCUGCAUACACAGUACCCUUUAGCCCUGCCAAUCUGUCUUUGGGUAGAAUCUCCUCUUGUGCUGGUCAAGUGGCCUGGAAUAUCCCUGAAGGCGAUUACGACUUCUUUGAAGUGACCUACAGUCCGGACCAUGGCUUCACCGACUCUCCAGCCCACAUCUACCGGAGUGACAUCAUCAAGAACCAAACCAGGGUUGAAUUUCCCUUCAUCGGUAUUCUGCCGGACACCGAUUACAAUGUCACAGUGGUCACGGUCUUUGGGGCCAUCGAUGUGAGGAGUGAGCCAAGGAAGAUCGAUUUUAGAACAGAAUCUCCUGCAAAUGGCAUUGUAGCAGUUACUGCACUGUCUGCAGAUUCUUUUCAGGUCGGAUGGGACAAGAGCACGCAGGAUUACGUUUACAUAGAAUUUAGCCUGGGUUGCGCUUGUGGGAACGAAACCCUCUAUGGUCUUUUCAACGACCGCGAGUAUGUUUACUUCACAGACCUUCAAUCUGGUCAGAAAUACAACGUCUUCAUUGAUCAGGAUGGUGUGUGUGAAACCCUUCAGCAGUACACACGUCCGUUACCACCAGUCAACAUACAGACUACCAACAGACAACUGACCUCCCUCUUAAUCGACUGGUCUGACCCAGGCAACGAAACCAUGUUUGACUGGUACUACGUCGCCUUCGAGAGAGCGAAUGAGCUUGGUAACUUUACGGAGGUGGGGUACUUCCUUCCGAACACGACCUCGGUUUUACUUGAAGGACUAAUGCUGAGCACAGAGUAUCUAAUCGAUGUAUCUACGGUCGUGGGCGAAGGAAAUGCUCAGACUUUCAGCGACGGGGAAUUGAUUUCGGCAUACACAGCUUCAUUUGCCCAGAUUCUCAGUCUGGCCGUAACCUCUAAAGGCAACACCGAAUUCACCGUGACCUGGCAAGACCUGGGCACCGAUGCCUUUAACCAGUACUGCGUCAGGUAUGAACCAUACGAGGCGAGGGCAAACAGACAGCAGGAGAGGUUUCCUGUAAAGCGGAACUACCGAUCUGCCCGGUUCUAUGGUCUAGAUCCGGGCCAGAUGUACACAGUUUAUGUCACAAGCUGCUCCUCAUACUCGCAGGAAACGAGCUAUCUAAAUGAAAGCAUUUCGUUCAGAUUAGAUCCAGCCGCCAUCGCAGAGAUCCGCAUCAUUGGCGGCUCCCUCGGUCCUCGCGCUGUGACGCUGGAAUGGGACCAACCCGAGGGUAUCCGUGGACUCUACAAAGUGACCCUUGACCCCGCAGACGAGGGCAGUGUGGAUGGGGAUGAGCUUCUUGUCAACAUUACUGGCGACAUGACCAGUGCCAAAAUCCAGAACUUGGCAGCUGGCCAUGGCUAUACAGUUGGAAUUAUUGCUAUCAGUGGAGACAAAAGAAGCGAAGACACAACCCUCCUAUUUUACACAUUACCUGAUCCUCCUCAAAACCUUAUCCUCUCUGAGAUCGGGGAAGACACAGCAAGGUUAUCCUGGGCAGCUCCUGAUGAAAUGAACUUCCCUAUUGUCAGUGUUGUCAUGACAACGAUGCCAGCGACGAUGAGUGUGACCUUGAAUCUUGACACCAACACAAUUGUGCUGUCCAAGCUGGUCCCGGGGGAAACUUAUACUGUCCGACUUGCAUCAGUGAUACGGCCAGAUGAUGCACCGAACCAGGCAGAGGUGAUUGGGGAGCCUCAGGUGUCUUCCCCCUUCCUGAUGAAACCUGCAUUACCAUCCGACAUCUCUGAAACCAACAAGGAGUUGACACGAGUCACGGUAACGUGGCAGCCAAGCGUGGGAGUAGUUGCAAGAUAUUGGUACACCUACGGCAUUUCGGGUUCCGCGGUCCUGGCCAACGAAACCACCACACCGACCAACACCUUCAUCCAGCUGUCCAACCUGAUACCCAGCACGCGCUACGAGUUCCGCCUGUGGGCAGAAAGCGAUCAGACGGACGGAAGUGAAACAAGGUCCAGUGAUGUCGUAACAGUUGAUAUCGUCACAAAGCAAUACAGCCCAUAUUUCACCGGAAGCAAGGCUACCGCUACUUCUAUUACAUGGAUAUGGAGCUUGCCAUUUGCGAGUGUUACCGUUACGAAUUUUGUAAUCUCAAUCAAAGAAAACACGGGCACUACCAUCAACACGCUUCGGGUACAAAGCCUGAGUCAUACCGAGGAGAAUCUGAUCUCAUACACAGCUUAUUUCGCUGUUCUCCAGGCUGUCUACGUCAAUGUCCCUAGCGAUCCUGUCAGUGCACUCCCAGUAACAACACUGCCAUCCAUGCCUAGUGAGGUCAGUGGACUGACCAUCACCCAGACUGGAAUCCUCGAUGCUCAGGUCAGCUGGUCUUCUCCUCUGCUUCCAAAUGGCGUCAUUGCCAACUACACCCUGGCCAUUCACAUCUCACUUGACGAUGGUACCCUCUCUCCAUACAGGGAAAUUGCCACCAUUAGGGCUGUGAAUGGGCAGACAGAUUACUCACAGGAUGUCAUUGGCUUGGCUGUAGGGCAGUACUACGUUUUCUCGGUGUACGCUACCAACCAGGUCGCAUCAAGCAAUCGAAGGUCGACCACGAGAACCCUGUUUGCUGAAACAGCUCCACCAGCUCCACCUCGUGGAGCAACUCCGUUGUUGGUCUCUCGAGGCAUCACCACUAUCACCAUCACUUUUUACAACCUUUUUGAUACGAGUUUUGGACGCAUCGUGCGCUUAGCAAUCAUCGGGCAGGAACGAGUGGAUGGCGGUACAAUUGUCAACACAGCCAAACGUCAGAACACAUUUGAGCUUACCUGGGCCGAAGCCAGAAGAACACGCCCUGUUCCCGUCUACCAGCCCACGCCUAACGACUAUAACCCCUUUGCUGAUGGAGCACCUGUAGCCACCUUCAGAGUUGGGUCGGAGAAUUGUGAUCCUGACGACCUCACUGUCUAUUGCAACGGGGCUCUCUACCCUGCCACUUAUUACAGAUUUGCUAUUAGAGCGUAUGGUGUUGACGGCAAGUAUGUGGAUACUGAAUUUAGCUCGCUAUUUAGAACAGAUCCUGACAGAGAAAUAUUUGUCAUCCCGGCAACUGUCCUAGUCAUCAUCGUAUUCACCAUCCUCGCCAUCUUCAUGGCCAUGGGAUUCGGAUGCUGCGGAAAACCAAAUGGUGGUAUGCACUCUGACGACAAUAAUGUAUAUCCCAUUGGCUACAUGUAUAGUAAUGGCAACGGCAUUAUGAAGAGGGUGCUGAUCAGCGAUGGAGUAAAUACGACGUACGCAUACAGGCAGCCGCGAAUGAUGGAGCACUCGUUCACGAACAUACCGGAUUACUCCACGAUACCACCUAACGAGGGGACCUCAGCCCAAGUCCACCAACCUGCGACCACACAUUCACGUCCUAGCAAGAAGAUUAUGUUUGCCCAACAUGUUGCAAAGAUGUCUGCUCGCAACAAUGAUGGCUUCAGUGAUGAAUACAACAGUUUGCCAGCAAUGGAAAAGAUUCGAGCGGUGACUGUGGCUCGAAAUGCCAGAAAUGAUGAUAAGAAUAGAUUCAGGAACAUCUUGCCUUAUGACUACAACAGAGUCCAACUGAAAGGAGAAGCCGGUAACGAUUACAUCAAUGCAAGUUACAUUGCGGAUGAUCAAGGAAACAGGAAGUACAUUGCGACCCAAGGACCCUUGCCAAACACCAUUGACCACUUCUGGGAGAUGGUUUGGGAGACCAAGGCCAGUACCAUUGUGAUGAUGACUGCAUUGGUGGAAGGAGGAAAGACCAAAUGCGAGCACUACUGGCCAACUGGACAAAAGCCCCAUCUGCAUGGCAACGUGACGGUCACCCUUGUUGGUAGUAAGCAGACCGAGCACUUCAUUCAGCGCACUCUACUCAUAGGAAAGAAGGGUACAGAACUCACCGUGACCCACUACCAAUACCUCGCCUGGACCGACCAUGGCGUGCCCGCGUCCACUGCCCCUCUCGUCGCGCUACUCUAUCAGGUCAAGAUGACUAGCCAGGAAGAUGGGGCACUGACCGGUCCAAUCAUCGUUCACUGCAGUGCUGGUAUCGGAAGGACAGGAACAUUCAUCGCUGCUGAUAUGUUAAUGAAUGCCAUACAACGAUCCACUGCUACAGACUACAUCGACAUCGCUGGUACUGUAGCGAAGCUCAGAGAGCAGAGAACCAGCCUAGUUCAAACACUGUACCAAUACAUUUAUCUUCAUCGUAUCAUGCUUUCCUUGAUCGAGGAGUGAUAAGGAUCAUAUUCCAGAAUGGGUUUCUUCUACACACAGAUAAGAUCCACAUAUGACGCGGUAUACCACCUCGUAUAAACUGCUGCGGUUUCCUUACUUAUAAACCAAUGUCAACUGCACGCAACAAAGGUCCUCUAUAUUUACUUACAUGUAACUUAAUUUUUUUUUUUUAAGGAGACGGUACCACAGUGCAUAUCUGAAUAGGGCUUUAGUUUAAAAAAAAAAAAUGUGUUAAUUUUGCUUAGUAUGAAAGAUUUGUACAAUAUGUAUUAGAUUUGAGAGAAGAAAAAAUAUGCACAUAAGAGAUACAGGGCUGCAAAGGCCUACGAUUGAUUGGAGGACUUGCGAUUAAUUUGGAUCAAUCGCAACUCUUCUUAGGACGAGGCCUUGUAUGAAACUGUUUAGGUCUCUCAGGCAAACCUCCUAGCUUAUUAUGUGACGUGCGAACAAGAAAACUUGUAACAUAACAUUUAUCACUGUUCAGGGAAUCGUGUAAGAUUUUUAUUGAAUGGAGAAUAUUUUACUCGCGAGACUGAAUCAAUAUAUUUUAUAUGAUUUUAAAAAAAAGCAAAAAAAAUAGCAAAUAUACUCAGCAAGCUACAUAUCGCAUAUGAGUUAAACAUGUAUAUCUCAUUGAUUCAUUUGCUAUUAGAAAUUGGUUCAUGUCUUUCAUAAAUAAUUAGUCUUCCAGUUUGAAUAUGCAAACAAAAAAUCUUGAUUUUGCAUGUACAUUUAUACAUUAAUCAUUGUUUAUCCAUAUAUUGAUAAGUGUUCUUAUUAAUGUUUAUUGUACUUGCUAAAACAUAAAACCUUUAUAUUCAAGGGCUUCUAUAUAUCAGAGAUUACGUUAAGAAUAAUGUGUUUAUCAGUUCUAAUGUAUUCAUUGAGGAGACGUUGCAUACUUGCAUCAUUUUCCUUUGUUACUAGUACAUAGUACUAUAUUUUUCCAAGUCCUUAAUGAUUUCUUAUUUUGUACACCUACAAAAUGCAAUGAAAGUUAUUAUUUUUUUGAACUUAUCAUCAUCAUUUAUCCACUUGUAAUUGUUCAUAUUAUGUAUGUUAUAAGUCUCUAUUUUAAGUAUCACGUGUAAUAUGUCACAUGUAAUAUCAACUGGUGAAGGGUGAUACCUGUAUCAUAUAUCUGUAAAGCGCUUAGGCACAUCGUUGGAUCGGUGUAUUGAGCGCUAUAUAAAAAAACGGAUUAUUAUUAUUAUUAUAUAUGAUUUUCUGUAGUGAUAAAAAGUUAUAAGGUUAUGGGUUAUAUAACAUAUCAUAUCAAAGAGAAUAACAUGUUUUUUGUAUAAAAUAUCUUUUUGUAUAAUAUACAUGAUAAAUUUUAGCUUAUUUCUUUUCUUAUAUUGUGAUGACCAACCAAUGCCUAAGUUGUAAUGAAUUAUAUCUGUAUGUUUAGUUUUUGGUAAUGUCUUUUAUGUUUUCACAUACAUUUCUAAUGACACUUUUCGAAUUGUAAUAUGUGUAAAUAAAAAGGGAACUUGAGAUAGGCUUGACGCUUUAAUUACACAUAUAUUUGGUGUUAUCAAAACAUCAAACCUAUCUCAAGUUCCCUUUUACUCGUAUUGAGUAUCUGAGGAACAAACACUUCAACAAGCUCUGCUUCAUGUUAGUUCCUCUUUUCUUGUGCUUUUUCUAUCAUAUUUUUCGUUUCAUUGCACAUUUGUUGUGAUAUAAUUAUUCUUGUACUAUUUUUUGCAUAAUAAAUAAAAUCAUUUGAAGAAAAAAAAAAAUUAAAAAAAUAGAUGUGUAAUAUCAGUAUAUCACUUCGUUGGGAGAUAUAUUAUGCUCUUAAAGUGCAUUAUAACUUACUAUAUUCUCGGGACCACAUUGCAUAUUGAUAUUAGAAGUACUUAAAAUAAUAUUUGAAUGUCAUUUAUACUCGGCUAUUUUCAUAAUCUUUUUACGAGAGAUUCUUUUUUGCUGUAAUGCAAUGAUAAGUUACAGGGGCAGAUUUAAGGGGUAGUACUAUUUUUUAUUUUUCCACAUUGAAGCAAAUAUGUCAAGUUACAUGUAAGUGUUAAGUC